Messenger RNA from Laccaria bicolor S238N-H82, 506 nucleotides. RefSeq lists its product as uncharacterized. The coding region runs from base 1 to 267 and encodes 88 amino acids. NCBI's taxonomy places the organism in Eukaryota, Fungi, Basidiomycota, Agaricomycetes, Agaricales, Hydnangiaceae. The record is from RefSeq and is a predicted model, not a curated record. The transcript is spliced from 2 exons.
AUGUGCAAAAAGACGAAAGCCGACUCGGAUCACCUUCACUGGACAAGGUCGGCGUUGGGUGCCCGGCACCGCGAUACGAAAAGUUGGAAGAGAGGCGACGAAGAGCCACCAACCAGCGAACCACUCGGUCGAAAUACGGUGUUGAGGUCAAGGAGGUACUUGUCGAACAACGAACAGUGGCGUUAUGACAAGUCUUCAAAGUUCAUCUGCAUCCAAAGGAUCGGCAGAAUAAAAACCACCCCACAUCGUUGCAUCGUACUUAAGUAGAUUGGCGCGACGCUGGAAGAUUGCUGUCAGGUCCAAGAUACGCGUCAGGAUCGACCGGGCCGUAUGGAGACAACGGAUGACCGGUGCGAGAUCUGGCAUGUCCACAGGAGGGUCAAUCGCGAUUCGAUCUUCAAUCUCAGAGCUAGAUUUGGGAACCCCUCAUCGACGCGUCGAGGACUCGGAGAGGUGAUGAGAUACGCGAGAUGAUGCUUCGCGGUCGUUGUGUCGGAGUCUUCGUA